This is a messenger RNA of Betta splendens (Siamese fighting fish), 2978 nucleotides long. RefSeq names its product Era-like 12S mitochondrial rRNA chaperone 1 (gene eral1). The coding region runs from base 42 to 1391 and encodes 449 amino acids. The record is from RefSeq and is a predicted model, not a curated record. Gene Ontology annotation, molecular function: GTP binding; ribosomal small subunit binding; rRNA binding. Gene Ontology annotation, cellular component: mitochondrial matrix. NCBI's taxonomy places the organism in Eukaryota, Metazoa, Chordata, Actinopteri, Anabantiformes, Osphronemidae. Gene Ontology annotation, biological process: ribosomal small subunit assembly. The transcript has 11 exons.
CUUCUUAGCUAAAAUCCCACAGUAGCUCCUUUUAAAGAUUCAUGGCGUUCAGAGCGGGGGCUCGGUUCCUCUCAGACGUCGUCUCCAGACGAGUCGCAACAUGUGCUCGACAGGAAAGUGCGUCACGGAUGCUCAGAGCGGGAAGUGCCUCCCGCAUCAGAGGUGGGAGGAAUGGAUUUAUCUUCACUCCUGCUUGUUUUAUUACAUCAGAGGCGUUUCUCAACCGCCUGAUGAAAGGCAGAGCAGCAGAAACAGCAACUGCCGACAGCAGCUUUAAUCGCCUCCCAGCCUCAGUUCCACCCAACAGCGGUGAACAACUGUCUUUGUUACUGAGACAUCCAGAUCAACCUGACAACUCAAAAAUCUUGAAAGUGGCAAUAAUAGGUUCCCCAAAUGCUGGCAAGUCCACAUUGUCCAACCAGCUCCUUGGCAGAAAGGUUUUUGCUGUGUCCAAGAAAGUUCACACGACACGAUCUCGGGCCCUCGGCGUCUUUACAGAGGAUGAUACACAAAUAAUUUUACUGGACACACCUGGCCUCACCACUGCAUCAAAGGUUAAAAGACAUCAGCUGGAAAAGUCUUUACUCGUAGAUCCCUGGAACACGGCCAAAGAAGCUGAUCUAAUGGUCAUCAUGGUGGAUGUGUCGGACAGAUGGAUGUGCAGCAGGCUCGACUUUGAGGUGCUCAAAUGUCUGGCCCAGCACCCAGACAUCCCAGCAAUACUGGUCCUUAAUAAGGUGGACCGGAUGAAGGUUAAAGACAGGCUGCUGGAUAUCACAGCGGCGCUAACAUGUGGAGUGGUAAAUGGACGUAAAAUAAAGGUUAGACCAGUGAUCAAGCCUCCGUGGGCAGAGAAGAGGACAAAUAAGGAUAUGUCACUUGAUGAAGACAAAGCAGGAGACGAAGACGACACUGAGCCGAACUCUGUGCUGGGCAAAGAGCAGCUAAAGGCGCUGAGGAUUCAGCAGGGCUGGCCUCACUUUAAGGAUGUCUUCAUGCUCUCCUCUGUGGACAAAGAGGAUGUGGAGACACUAAAGGACUACUUUAUGAGUGUGGCCAAGCCAGGCUUGUGGCAGUACCACAGUGAGGUUCUGACUGAUCAGAGUCCUGAGGAAGUUUGCAACAACAUCAUUAGAGAGAAGCUUCUGGAGUAUCUUCCCCAGGAAGUGCCGUAUUCAGUGACACAGGCUAUUGAAUUGUGGUCCGAGAGAGAAGGUGGUGAGCUUGAUAUUUCUGUGAAACUUUAUGCCAAGAAGGACAGUCAUAUGAAAAUGGUGAUUGGCUCAUCUGGCCAGAUGGUAGCACGGAUCGCCCAAGAGGCAAGCGAGGACCUGAGCCGAGUCUACCUGAGGGAAGUCAGACUGAAGCUUUCUGUCAAGUUGAGGAAUUAAAUCUCUUCUCUCGAGGAGACGGAGAGACUUCCUGAUGCAUUUGACUUUCAAAGACUUGAACAAUUUGAAUCGUGGGUCUGACACUUUGCUAUUAUGGCGAUGUACUCUAUCCAUAAAUGGAGGUUCCCACUGAGCUUUUCCUUUCAGGAAAAAAAAUGCAUUUAUUCAAGAUGAUAAUGAUUUGUUAUGUGGCAGCAUGAUGAUAUGAGUAGAAGGGAUAUUACUUGAGCUUCAUGUCUUCAAGUCUAAAAAACAUUUCCCACUAACGUUUUGGUCAAUGAGCGACUAACUUCCCGCAUAGACCCUUGGUCUAACUGCACGGACGAUCAUCCACGCUUCAUUGAUCGAACCCUAGACUUUUUCUUCUACAUCCAGGAGAAUUAUGUUUCCUUGCAUAUCUUAGUGAGAAACUGUUUGACUGUGUGUUUACGGCUGGACAGGUUUGGCGAGCUGUGAAAAGGCCGAUGGUUUAUCUUUACCUCUCAGAGCUUUUAACUUGGUGGGCGCAAACACAUCCUGUAGAUAAACCGAAGUGAGACCUGCUCAGUCAUGUUCACUCAGAUGUCCCCAGUGCACCCUGCACUCCCCGCAUCACUUUAGCCUUUGAAGUGUGGCCAUCCAUCCCUGCGAAUAUCCCUUUUUGUUGGGCUGCUUUCUUCCUCUCGCCCCCCCCCCCCCCCCCCCCCACCCUGCUCUCUCCCCGCCUGCUUCUUUGGCUCUCACAAAGCCCAUCUCUGCCCCCGAGGGCUGAAUUUUCUCCCUAAUGGAUGGCAAAAUGGAGCACUAACCUGAUGCUAAAAUGGGUCAUAUAAUGGUGAUUAGAUUCAUUCCUGCUGCCUGUGAGUUAGCACGACGGUUACUCUAUCCGAGACAUCUUGAUGAAUAACCAGCCAGUGGCCUAAAGCAAGGGCGAUGAGGGAGCGAGAGGGGGGCGAGGCCUUGAACGUCUCGCGGAAGGCGCGUCGAGCCCUGAAGCUCUCUUUGCCGCGGCUGCUUCCUAGCGAUUAGACGAGCGGCUUGUGCCGCGAGAGAUCAGCACUUAGACAAGCCAACCGCUGUCGAAUAACAUUACAGCUGAUGCUGGUGUGGAUCCUUUAGACACAACGGUGACUCUAAACCAGCUUCUAAAUGACUUUUUACAAAAUAACCACAGACAGAUUUUCUUUCCUUUUGAAGCCACCAGCUUUAUUUCACACGCACACACUUCACAGCGAGUAACACAUUGACAGCUACGCGUCCUUUUGCUGGUGCUGCUGGUCCAGAUGCCACUGAGCGAAGGCCGAAGAACCCUUACCAUUACUAAAACUCAGUAAUGGUAACGGUUUGACGGCCCUCCUCUGUUGAGUGUGCAGCCUGCAGUCACUUGGGCCUGAGCGCGUGCUGAUAGCGCCGGAGGUGGAAUGAAACCCUGGAUAGUACAUCAUCUAUACUGUAGUGUCUCUUUAAUGAACUUACAAUAUAAGAUGAUAUCCUAUCCAGGGCACAAGACUUAACCGUUGACAGCCACUUGGAAUUGUGUUGGUGAAUCUGCAAGACAAAAGUAAUAAAGACAUAUCAAUAAAGAAUAAAGAAUAAAUGCUUAACGUG